Fibroporia radiculosa is the source of this 1641-nucleotide messenger RNA. RefSeq lists its product as uncharacterized. The transcript has 14 exons. Gene Ontology annotation, biological process: transmembrane transport. Bases 1 to 1641 code for a protein of 546 amino acids. Lineage: Eukaryota; Fungi; Basidiomycota; Agaricomycetes; Polyporales; Fibroporiaceae. Gene Ontology annotation, molecular function: transmembrane transporter activity. The record is from RefSeq and is a predicted model, not a curated record.
AUGGCGCACGUUGGUGACGAAGAGGCUACUCUCGCAGGCGACGACAACGGUUCUCAUGUCGUCUUUCGCGCUCUUGAGGAUGUUUCAGAGCGCAUCGAUCCUCGUCUGAGUCCGGCGGACAGGCCUGACAACGAAAUCCUCGACGAAAAUUAUACGCAGCAGCUGAACGGCUACAUUCAUCACUCGGACCAUCAUCUCCACAGAGACCACAGCUCUGAAAAGGAAAGCUCUCAUGAAAAGUCCGAAGACGCCUCGUCCAUUUCGGAACCUAUCUACAUUGAGUUUGACAAGGGAGACAAAAGGGAUCCCGCCAACUUCUCCCCAGCUCGUAGGCGCGCGAUCUUGCUUACAGCAUGCUAUUUCUCAGUGCUUGUCGCUUCUUCUUCGGCGUCAUUCGCUCUUGGAUUCCCUUCGAUGGAACGUGACCUGAAUUGCACAGAGUUUCAAGCGACUCUUGGGAUAUCGCUGUAUGCGCUGGGUUUUGGUAUUGUCCCCCUCGUGACGGCAUCUUUCAGUGAAGAAUUUGGAAGGCAGCCUUUGUACUUCUUCAGCGGCAUCGGCUUCUUCUUGUUUACCGUUGCAGCAGCAUUAGGCAAGAACAUACAAACAGUUCUUAUAGUUCGAUUUUUGGCUGGCGCAUUUGGCUCCACGGGUUCUACGAUGGUCGGUGGCACUGUCGCCGAUAUAUUUUCACCUCGCGUGCGUGGCGUUGCCAUGUCUUUCUUUGCAGCGGCUGCAAUAGGUGGCACUGGUCUCGGUUGUGUCGCGUCCGGCUGGAUCGAACAAAACCCGCACCUCGGAUGGCGCUGGAUUCAAUGGAUACACGCUAUAUUGGGUGCAGUGUUCGUUAUCGCUGUGCCAAUUUUAAUGACGGAGACCCGUGUGUCUGUGCUACUAAUGCGUGAAGCCAAGAAGAGGCGAAAGGAAUCUGGCGAUCAGCGGAUACGCGCCCGGGUUGAAGAUGAACGCGCCUCCCUGGCUACACUUAUCUACAUCUCAUGCACUCGACCCUUAUAUUUGUUGUUUACUGAACCUGUCAUCGCAAGCUUCACUCUUUGGGUCGGGUUUGCAUGGGGAAUUUUAUCAAUUGGUCCAGUAUUCCAGACGCUGCACAACUUUAAUUCUGGUGAAGACGGCACGGUUUUUGUUUGCAUCGCGAUUGGUGCAGCGCUUGGCUUGUGCUCUAACGUGUACCAAGAAAAGAUGUAUCAAAAGUAUGCUGGUACACGAGGCCCAGAGGCUCGGUUAUUUGCCCCUAUGUUUGCCGCUGUCCUGUUUCCCGUGGGCAUGUUCAUCUAUGCUUGGUCGACAUACACGAAAGUAUACUGGAUAGCGCUCGCAAUUGGCAUUGUGUGUAUCAUGUGGGCCUUGUUCAUCAUAUAUCUUGCGGUAUUCACAUACCUUGCCGAUUGUUAUGGACAAUGGGCGUCCUCCGCUCUCGCUGGACAGAGUCUCUUCCGUAACAUGAUGGGCAUGGCAUUCCCUAUGUUCACGACUCCCAUGUUCAACCGACUGACUUAUCAUUGGGCAAACACACUGUUCGCUCUAAUAGCGGUUGUCAUGAUCCCCAUCCCAUACGUGUUGUUUUUCAAGGGCCCAGCAAUCCGUGCGCGGAGCAAAUUCGCUACUCACAGCAUUUAA